AUGCCCACGCCGCUGCUGAUCCACGAAAUUGACGCUGCCCGCCAGUGGGUGCGUGAACGCCAGCGCGCGGGCGAGACCGUCGGCGUUGUGCCGACGAUGGGCGCGUUGCAUGCCGGGCACCUGUCGCUCGCCGAGGCGGCGACCAGGGGCUGCGACCGGGUGAUCGUGACGGUGUUCGUGAACCCGACCCAGUUCGCGCCGAGCGAGGACUUCGAGCGUUACCCGCGCGACCUCGAGGCGGACGCGAAGAAGCUCGGCGACGUCGGCGUCGAUGCGGUCUUCGCGCCGAGCGUCGAGGCGAUGUACCCGCCCGGCGCGACGACGAGCAUCGAUGUUGGUUCGGUGGCGCGUCCCUUCGAGGGAGCGAUCCGCCCGACGCACUUCGCCGGCGUGGCGACCGUGGUCGCGAAGUUGCUGCUGAUCGCCCCCGCGGACCGCGCGUACUUCGGGCAGAAGGAUUACCAGCAGACCGUCGUUGUGCGGCGGAUGGUCGCCGACCUCAACCUGCCGAUCGAGGUCGUCGUCUGCCCCACGGUGCGCGAAGCGGACGGCAUCGCGAUGAGCAGCCGCAACGCGUAUCUCUCCGCGGACGAACGCCAGCGCGCGCUGUGCUUGUCGCAAGGCCUGCGUGAGGCGGAGCAACUUCAUGCGGCGGGGGAACGCGAUGCUAGCACGCUGCGUGAAGCGGCCCGUCGGGCUAUCGCUUCCACCGAGGGGGUCGAGUUGCAGUACGUCGCGGUGCUGCGCGACGGGACGAUGGACGAGGUCGAGACCGUUGACGCGCCCGCCGUGAUCGCCGUCGCCGCGCGGGUGGGGCAAACGCGGUUGAUUGAUAACGUGAGCGCCCAGCGCCAAGCAACCAGCGCCUCGAUCAUGCUGAGCGAGCUCUUCCGCAUCCCCGUCGAAGCCGGCGGCGUCCCGAUCCUUGGGGCGGGUGUGCUGCUGGCGCUGUGGGUGCUUGGCUUCGGCGCGCUGAUGGGGUGGCAUGCGAUCCAGCCCGGCGUGGACGGCGAGUUCUGGGCUUAUACGCAACCGCUAGUGGUUGGCGCGCUGGUGCUGUUCUUCGCGCCGCGCUUCGCGCCGCAGGGCGUGCCGAUCCGUGGCUACGGCGUGAUGCUGCUCGUGGCGAUCAGCGUUGGCUUGGCGAUGGCGGUGCAUCGGGCGCGGAGACACGGCGUCGCGCCGGACACCAUCUUUGCGCUGGCGUUCUGGCUGUUCGUCGCGGGGAUCGCCGGCGCGCGGGCGUUCUUUGUCAUCGAGUAUUGGGAAGAGAAGUACGCCGGCCAGCCGCUCGGCGAGACGAUCAUCGACGUGCUGCAGUUCACCGAAGGAGGACUGGUGGUCUACGGCUCGGUGAUCGGGGGGCUCGGGGCGUUCGUGUGGUUUAUGCGCCGCCACCAGCUGCCGCUCUUCGGCAUCGCCGACAUCAUCGCGCCGUGCUUCAUGGCGGGAUUGGCGAUCGGUCGGAUCGGCUGCCUGCUCAACGGUUGUUGCUACGGCGGCGCGUGCGACCUGCCGUGGGCGGUGACGUUCCCGACGGAGAGCCCGCCGUUCAUGGACCAGCUCGUACACGGCGAACUGCACGGCGUGCGACUCGUCGAGAGCGAUGGCGUUCAACUCAUCGAAGAUGGCGCCGCUAAGAGGAUCUCGUCGAUCAACGGCGAGCCGGUCGCCACGCUUGAAGACACAGCGCGGGUGUUGAGCGAAGCCUAUGCCUACGCGAAGCCAGUCGAGUUGAAACUCGCCGAUGGCGACGUGGUCGAGCGGCCCGCCGCGACGCGGGCGCGGAGCCUGCCGAUCCACCCGACGCAGCUCUACAGCACGAUCGACGCGGGGCUCACGGCGUGGCUCCUGUGGGCGUGGUUCCCCCACCGCCGCCGCGACGGCGAGGUGGCGCUCCUCAUGUUCACGAUCUAUCCCGUGACGCGGUUCCUGACCGAGGCGAUCCGCACCGACGAGCCGGCCAUUUUCGGGACCGGGCUGAGCAUCUCGCAGAACGUGAGUCUCGUGGUGCUGGUGCUGGCGGUGCUUGGCUGGGCGUGGCUGUUGCGGACCCCCCCGGGGCGGCGCCUGCGGGAAGCGCCC
Symbiodinium sp. CCMP2456 is the source of this 2085-nucleotide messenger RNA. NCBI's taxonomy places the organism in Eukaryota, Dinophyceae, Suessiales, Symbiodiniaceae. The record is from the annotation of a GenBank genome assembly.